UUGCUGACAUCUCACGUCCUCCCCGACAGACGGCCAGUCCAACGACAUGGCUCCCCCACAGCUAGGUGCGACCUUCGUCCCCGGCGGCUUCGAUGACUAUUAUAUGCCCGAAGUCGUCGCGCCCUCACCCCAAAGGUAUGUUGCUCUCACUCUCUCUCUCUCUGUAUCCUCUCGUCGACUCUUCCCUCCCACUGCCCCUCUCUCCCCAUUUCCCGCUUUCGCUUUCCCGCUUUCGCUUUCCAGCGUUCGCGUUCCCCAGAUCCCUGGUCCUUUCGUUUCCCUUGACCUGGCCCAAUCCGGUCACAACGGUGAAAGGUGGGGCGCGCUGACGAUUCUUUGACCUUGGUAUCUAGGGUAACCCCUCAGGUCCCUCAAAACAUGCAGGAGGACCUCCAGCGCAUGGAGCUCGAAGCUACCUCUGUCGAGCCCCGAUCCGACGCCGAGUCUCGUCCGCGUCACGGCCGUGAGCCUUCCCUCUCGACCUACAUCAACCCCCGCGGAGCCGAUCCGCCCCGGUCCACGGGUGCCGCCACCAUCUCCGACGAAGACAUUCGAGCAUACCAGUCUGUCAACGACGGCCGGGCCGACCGCCUCGAAACCAUGAACUGGGACGCGCCCUCCUUCUCGCCCUUCCCCAAGGUCAAGGGCGACAAUAUCCCCCCGACUGACGAGGAGAAGGAGGAGAUUCUGUGGAACGCCCGUAAGCAUGUGCUUCACUCCCAGAAUGUUUCCAUGCAAAUCACCUGGGCUCGCGACGUCCUCACUUGGGCCGAAAUCUCCCAAGACGCCAUCACCCGAGAGUAUGUCGACCAAAACCGCCCCGCUACCCCGAGGAUAGAGCACGAGCUGCGCCUCGAUGCCAUCAACAUCAUCACAUAUCUCUCUCAGCAAGAGCACCCCGAGGCUCUCUACAUGCGAUCUAAAUGGCUCGAAUUCGGGAAAUUUGGCAACCGCGUUGACAAGCGUGAGGCCUACAGUGGCUACAAGCGGGCUGCUGAUCUCGGCCAUGGCCGGUCCGAAUACCGAAUGGGCAUGCUGUACGAGCAGUCGAACGACAUGUCCAAGGCCAAGGAACACUACUACCGCGGUCUCAGCCUGAAGGACUCCGCCUCUCUCUACCGCAUGGGAAUGAUGAGCCUGCUGGGCCAGCACGGCGAGUCCAAGGAUUAUCAGACCGGACUCGAGCGUAUACAGGCUGCCGCAGACAGCUCUGACGAGGACGCCCCGCAGGGUGCCUAUGUGUACGGCAUGCUCGUCGGCCGUGACCUCCCCGACAUCACCAUUCCCGAGGGUCUACUGCCUCCCAACACGCAAAUGUCCAAGAUGUACAUUGAAAAGGCCGCCUACUUGGGCUUCGCCAAGGCACAGCUCAAGAUGGGCCAGGCCUUCGAGCUUUGCCAGUUUGGCUGCGAUUUCAACCCUUCCUUUUCGCUGCACUACUAUGGCCUGGCUGCCAAGCAAGGUCUCCCCGAGGCCGCCCUGGGUGUCAGCCGUUGGUUCCUGUUCGGUUAUGAGGGUGUCUUCAAGAAAAACGAGUCGCUGGCCUACAAGUACGCCCAGGAAGCGGCUGCAGCCAAGCUUCCCACCGGAGAAUUUGCCAUGGGUUACUACAACGAAAUUGGUAUUCACGUCGAGAAGAGCGUCAAGGAGGCACGAAAGUGGUACCAGAUCGCCGCCGAUCACGGCAACAAGGACGCUGUCGGUCGACUGGAGUCUCUCAACGAGGACAAGGCAUUGUCCAAGGCGGACCACGAGACGACGACACUGACCCGAAUCAAGUCUCAGCAUGGAUCUCAGCGAGGUGCUAGACCUGAACGAUUCAAGCAGCCCGCCCAGCAAAUGCCUACCCUCAGCGAGAACAGUACCCCUGGAUCUCCAACUUCCGAAUACCCACCCCCAGUCAAUGCACAGCCCCCGGCCAACCCUUCCCGCGUCAACCCGACCGGCUCUCUCGGCCUCCAGCCAACUCUCGUCUCUGAGCACGUCGACUUCCCUGACCCUUCCCGGGCUUCAUUCGUCAUCCCAGCCGGAGACCGACCUCCAGCCUUCAACGUUAGGCUUGACUCACAUCAGCCACCGGCUCGACCGGCGUCGGCAGCUCCUUACCCAGAGGAUGAUAGACCUCAACCCCUUAACUUCCGCUCCAAGUCCACAGCACCCUACCCCGAGGACGAUGUGCGGAACCCCAGAUCCCCACAGCACAACAACGGUGGUCGGUUCGGCCAGGGACCGCCCUCAGACCGACCGUCCAGUGCCUUUGGCAUCAAGCCCCAGACCGGCGGCCCUCGACCAAUGCCGGCGUCCCAGUCUAUGGGUAACCUUCAGCCUCCCGGCGGUCGUCCCGACCCACGCGGCCCGGACCCCCGUGGUAGGAACACAUCUGGUGGCUGGGAUGCUCAAGGCCAAGCCCCGCCUGGAAACUUUCGACAGGGUCCUCCCGGGCCUGGCGGACCUGGUGGUGGUCCUGGUGGACAGGGUGGCCGUGGUGGACCCGGCGGACCCGGUGGACCUGGCGGACAUCCUUAUCCCGAGGACGAUGGGUAUGGACGGUCGGCCAAUGCUCCAUACCCGCCCAGCGGUGCCGGUGCUGGUGGACGACUGCAGCAGCCACCUCCAGGCGGUCAGUUCCCCCCUGGGCAAAACCCGAACUACGAGCGCUUCUCUCGCGUGCCUGGCGCUGCCGGUCGUCCUGAGCGGAUGAGCUCCCUCCCUCAGAACCAACAGGUACCACCCCCACAACACUCGCCACAACACUCGCCACAACACCCGCCACCGCACCAAGGACCAUCAGCAGGAUAUCCCGGAGGUCCCGGCGCGCCGCCCCGAGCACCAAGUGCAGGACCACCUCGGCCUCCCAUGGCUGCUGCUGCUGGAGGACCCGGCAGAGUUGGAAGUGCGCCGGCUCCCCAGAACCAGAGGCCUGAUAAUAGGCCAAGCCCUGGCCCCAGUGCUGCAUCGGCACCCCCCUCGAAGGCCCCCGCCAAACAAGGCCCAGCCACGUUUGAGGACAUGGGCAUUCCGCAGGGCAAGCAGGAUGGCGAUUGUGUCGUCAUGUAAGGACCACGGUCAGAGAAUGUGGCAAGUAAUGAGUUGCCACACGAUGGAGCGAGUCUCGGUGCAA
This is a messenger RNA of Ilyonectria robusta, 3121 nucleotides long. RefSeq lists its product as uncharacterized. Bases 379 to 3057 code for a protein of 892 amino acids. The record is from RefSeq and is a predicted model, not a curated record. Lineage: Eukaryota; Fungi; Ascomycota; Sordariomycetes; Hypocreales; Nectriaceae. The transcript has 2 exons. Gene Ontology annotation, molecular function: protein binding.